Messenger RNA from Coregonus clupeaformis (lake whitefish), 4157 nucleotides. Its product is annotated as solute carrier organic anion transporter family member 3A1. Lineage: Eukaryota; Metazoa; Chordata; Actinopteri; Salmoniformes; Salmonidae. The transcript has 10 exons. The record is from RefSeq and is a predicted model, not a curated record. Bases 584 to 2683 code for a protein of 699 amino acids. Gene Ontology annotation, cellular component: membrane. Gene Ontology annotation, biological process: transmembrane transport; prostaglandin transport; sodium-independent organic anion transport. Gene Ontology annotation, molecular function: protein binding.
UGCAUGCUACACAUGACCACUAUAGGCCACGGCUGUCAGUGGUUGGAAGAGGCGCGGAGUCAGAACAUACUAGUAGGCUACACAAGUGGUGAAGGGAGUGAGUGCAUGCUCACAUACUGUACAGUAGGCUACAAGGACCAUGCCAAGUAAAGCUGGAGCAGCGACGCUGUGGCAAGAUUCUUAUCGAUUUUUUUUUGAAUCUAUGCAUUGUUAAGCUUAACAUUGGUGAACGACCGUCAAUAUUCGGAAAUCAUGUUAUUUGAGAGAAAUCCCGGCGUCUCUAAUUCUCGUAAGCAUUUGAGAAAAUCGUCGGUGAGUUCAUGUGUCUUAUUCGACGAAGUGGCAAUGUUUAAAGCUUGUGGAGCGGAAGCCCUUUGGAGUCUGGCUGUAUAUUUACAGUCAUAGUUUGUCAGAUGUAAAGCAUAGGUUGAACUAGCAAAUAGACCGAGACCGUGCGUCAGACACUCGCUUAAUGUAGCCUACAGUGGAAACAUAGUCGGUGUCUUCUAUGUUUAUCUCCGGGCUGGCCGGUUACCCUCUGGCUUUCGUUUCUCGCUGUGAUACAAAAUAGCGGCUCCAAAGGAUGCAGGUGAAAAAACAAAUGGGUUCGGACAUGAGCCCUGGAGAGGGCAUUCGUAAAAAGUCAUCAUGCUUCUCAAACAUCAAGAUAUUCUUGAUAUCGGAAUGUGCCCUGAUGUUGGCACAGGGCACUGUUGGAGCCUACCUGGUAAGUGUCCUGACCACCCUGGAGCGACGAUUCAACCUCCAAAGUGCCGACGUGGGUGUGAUCGCCAGCAGCUUUGAGAUUGGCAACCUGGCUCUCAUCCUAUUCGUCAGCUACUUCGGGGCCAAAGCACACCGGCCAAGGUUGAUUGGCUGUGGGGGUAUCGUCAUGGCGCUAGGAGCUCUUCUGUCAGCACUGCCAGAAUUUCUAACCAAACAAUAUGAGUACCAGCCAGGGCAGACAUGGAGGACUGAGGUGGGCAGGAAUGGGUGCGCCAACAGUACCAGGAAUGGUGGGCAGUACAUAGAGGAGAUGUGUUCCAACAAGGCCAACACCAACAUGAUGUACCUGUUGCUGAUUGGGGCCCAGAUGCUGCUGGGGAUUGGAGCCACCCCAGUUCAGCCCCUGGGUGUGUCAUACAUAGACGACCAUGUGAAGAGGAAAGACUCCUCUCUGUAUAUAGGGAUCGUCUUUUCUACUCUGGUGUUUGGACCUGCCUGUGGUUUCCUCCUGGGGUCCCUCUGCACCAAGUUCUAUGUGGACUUUGUCUUCAUCGACACUAGUAAGCUGGACAUUACCUCUGAUGACCCUCGGUGGAUCGGAGCCUGGUGGGGGGGCUUCCUCCUGUGUGGUGCCUUACUCUUUUUCUCAUCCCUCUUCAUGUUUGGCUUCCCCCAAACCCUGUCAGACCGAGAGAAGGACAGGGACGGUGGAGGGGAGAGUGAGCAGGCCAUGCUCCCCUCCACCUCUCUGCCCCUGGACUAUACUGAGAUGCCCAAGUCCAGCAACGGGGUGGGACGCAACAACCAUGAGCCUAUCAAUGGCCCCACCUGCUUUCAGCAGCUCAGAGUGAUCCCUAAGGUUACCAAGCACCUUCUGUCAAACCCGGUGUUCACUUGCAUCACGCUGGCAGCCUGUAUGGAGAUCGGUGUGGUGGCUGGCUUCGCUGCCUUCCUGGGGAAGUACUUGGAGCAGCAGUUUAACCUUACCACCUCCUCAGCCAAUCAACUACUAGGUAUGACGGCCAUCCCCUGUGCUUGUCUGGGGAUAUUCCUGGGGGGGCUUCUGGUCAAGAAGCUGAACCUCUCAGCGCUGGGGGCCAUUCGCAUGGCCAUGCUGGUCAACCUGAUCUCCACUGCCUGCUACGUCUCCUUCCUCUUCCUUGGCUGUGACACAGGGCCUGUCGCUGGGGUGACCGUCGCCUAUGGCAACGAGACACUGCGGGUGGGCGAGAAACCAGAGGUCCCCUGCAUGAGUAACUGUAACUGCUACACCUCCUCAGUCAGCCCAGUGUGCGGCUCUAACGGAGUCACCUACCUGUCCUCCUGCUUCGCAGGCUGCACUACAACAAAUCUGACAGGGUGUACGUGUAUAUCCAGUGACAGCGAGAUGGCCACAGCUGUCCCAGGGAAGUGUCCCAGUCCAGGCUGCCAGGAGGCCUUCCUCACCUUCCUCUGUGUCAUCUGUGCCUGCUGCAUGAUCGGCUCUAUGGCUCAAACACCCUCCGUCAUCAUCCUCAUCAGGACUGUGAGCCCUGAGCUGAAAUCAUAUGCUCUUGGAGUUUUGUUUCUCUUGCUGCGACUACUUGGAUUCAUCCCCCCUCCUCUGAUCUUUGGUGCUGGGAUUGACUCAACAUGCCUUUUCUGGAGUACAGAGUGUGGGGAUAAGGGAGCCUGCCUGCUGUACGACAAUAUCGCCUACAGACAUCUGUACGUGAGCCUGGCCAUCGGUCUUAAGGUCACCGCCUUCAUUCUGUACACCACCACCUGGUACUGUUUACGCAAGAACUAUAAGAAAUACAUCAAAAAUCAUGAGGGCUAUACGACACCAACCGAACUGUUCCCCUCCAGUCUCACAAUGGACAACAUGAAGGAUGGGAGUCAGAACCCAAACAGGACAAAGUUUAUAUACAACCUAGAGGACCAUGAGUGGUGCGAAAAUAUGGAGUCGGUUUUAUAGUUUCUGAACCAUCAACAGGACUAUCUGCUACAUUCAUAAUUCUCUUGAAGGAUUAUCGUCUUUCUUUCUGUAUUAAAUGAUAGAACGUUUUUUAUCUGAAGUCCUAUCCAGGCCCUGGAAGACUGUUGCUGCUCUCUUCUCCAAAUUGGUAACUUUUGAUAGAGGCCAUUUUGUUUGUAGAGGUGUUAUCAGCGAGGAUGUCGUCCAGUGCCAGUGAACUCUGUUGUGAUUGUUAGUAGAAGAGAACUACUGUCUGGCUCUGUCCUGCUCCUAGGUGAUUAGAUGGUCAGUAUUAUGCUACUGUUAUGGGCGCCAUACUUGCUCGAGUAUAACAUGGAUCCAGUCAGUGAAAAUGACAUGUCCUGUUCGGUCAGUAUUACUAUGUGUUACAUCUCGUUCCAUCAGGGAACCAAUAUAUAUGUGUAAAUGAUAGGACGUUUCUUCACGUUGCCAAGAAUAUACAAAUCAAGAGAUGUUGUGUCAUUCGGUGUUGCGUAAUUUACGUUUUAUUUUGAUGAAACGAACAGAGUGCUUUCUCAUGUACUCUAUAUAGUAGAGGAAGUAGAACGCUUAUAUAGGAUGAUAGUCUAAAGUUACUGUAUGCUUUCAGUGUCAGAUUGCAGUUCAGUGGUAGUAGCUGAAAUGGUGUUAAUGUCAGCAUACACUGUACAAAAACAGUGCUCUUGCUGGAACAGAAACACUGUUUUCGAAUAUGAACAUAGAAUACAGUUAGUCUUUCUAUGAGUUAUCUUAUAUUAUUCAUAUCCAUUUCUAUCAUUGUGAAAGAGAUACUGUAUGUCUGUCUUUUUGCAGACUCAUUUCUGAAGGGUCUUCAUGUUGUAAACAUUUCUUAACUUUUUAUUUGCUUAGUUUAUUAAACCCUAAUAUUUCUUAAUAUGAGGGAUUACCAGAUAAGAAAUCAACAAGUCUUUCUGUGUGCGUUAUAAUGACAUACCGUAUCUCUUCAAGCUAAACAAUGCAUAUUAGAGUUUAUAUAUUUGUACUUGUGAGGUUCAGAAUGUUUUAUUAGAGUUAACUAAACUGAGAUGAUAAUAUAAUCAUUUGAGAUUUAAUUAUUAAAAAAUGUUUAGUUGCAUCACAUAUCAGAUGGGAGCCAAUGUCAUAACAGGAAAGGAAUAAGAAACAAACAAUGAAUAAGAGCAGAGAAAACUAAACCAGUGCUUUUCCUAGGGCAGAGUAGCACUGCUUGUUGCUUUAGGGCAUGCAGAAUCUGCAUGUGAAGUCUAGCAAAAGGUACUUGGAGUAAUUUACAUGCAAUGGGUGAUAAUCUUAUUUUGUUAUCCCUUGACAUAUUUAUUUGAAGACCCUCAAGGCUUGAUGGCACAACUUCUUAUUUUCCAGUUUCUCUACAGUUAAAGUUUUGGCAUUGUCCCUUUUCUUACACUUUUUUGUAUGGCAAGAUAUCAUUUAUUUUACUCUGGAAUUAAAAAUAUUUUUCAGAAAAUAAACCAGA